This is a messenger RNA of Schistocerca gregaria, 576 nucleotides long. RefSeq lists its product as uncharacterized. Lineage: Eukaryota; Metazoa; Arthropoda; Insecta; Orthoptera; Acrididae. The record is from RefSeq and is a predicted model, not a curated record. The annotation marks the transcript as partial. The transcript has a single exon.
GCUCCUUCGCCCCCCCCCUCCCCCACUCCCCCGACUCCCUCUCCCUCUCCACCCACCUCUUCUCUCACUCCCCCAGCGACCCACUCUCCAAAUCCUACGCCAACGCCGCCCUCCACGAAUGCCUCCGCUGGGACAAAACCGAAAUGCUCAACACCUACCUCCGACUCUACCAAAUGCUCGACCACCCCCACCAACAACUCAGCUACUCCGACCUCUGGAACGCCAAAAUCCUACUCUGCUUCUACAACCAAUGCCUCGUCGACCAACCCCCCCCCACCCCUCAUCCAAGACGAACUCCUACACUCUCUCGACGCCAUCCUCCACCUCAGAGUCCCCCCACACCUCCACGCCACCUACUACGACCUCCCACACCACUCGCGUCGCCCACCCCGCCACUCCCUCGACUUCGACCCCCCUCUCCACCGCGAACUCUCCAACUGGAAACGCAUGCUCCAACACCACCUCUCCGACCCCGCCCUCAAAGCCGCCAACCCCUGGACCCUCUUGAAACUCGCAGAACUGCAGGAAAAACUGCCCCCCUCCUGACAAAUACCACAACCAUAACAACAACAAAAA